UCUAUGAUCAAAGAUGGCGAGCACCUCCGACCCACUGGAAUAUAUGUUAUUUUCUGAGGUGGAUGAAAAAGCUGUGAGCGAUUUAGUGGGCUCUUUGGAGUCACAACUUGUUGGACAAAGCAACCCUGCAGAUACUCAGUCGGAAAACAGAGGUGCUGGGUCUACAUUCACUGCAAACCAUCACUUAGGGAAAACGCUACCAGCCCAAGUGGGUACUACACUAAUACAGAAGCAACAAGGACAACAUAAAGCUGGGAUGCACCAGGAGAUAAACUCUAAAGAAAUUAGCUUAGAGAAAACUGUUACAUCUUCUUCGCUGAGUUCUAUUCCGUCCAUUGAGGAAGCUUCCACCACUUCAGGGACUGGAGUAAACGCUACCAAGAGCGGUUUGCAAUCACAUGGAACAUCAUCUAUCACAACACUACCUGCAUUUGGUGGUGUAGCAACUUCUCCGCUUGUCAACAGCAUCAGCAGCACCACCACCAGCCGAGGUUACGCUCUGGCUUCAGGUCAGACAUCAACAGACAUUGUCGAUCAUCCAAGAAAACGUAUAACUGCAUCUUUACGGAGUGCAUCCGCGGGAAUACAGAGUUUGAACGGUACCGGAGGAGCGGUAACGUCAAGGAAUAAUCCCCCUGCGGCGGGAGCUGCUGCGUUGAUUAGCAGUGCAAGUACAGCAAACUCAAGUCGGACCGUUGACGUUACAUCUUGUGUAAAUACGACGAAUUUCACUUUAUCUAACUCCAGAAUUUCUUCAACUCAAUCAGCGAUUCCCCUGGAUAAGGGGACUCCUACUAUUGCUUUGCAAAGACUACCAAGUCACAUUGUAGCGAGCAUCGCACAUAAUGGAAAUGGCACUACCGUCUCGGCCUUGGUUAAACAAGGCGCGAUAGGACCGAUCACCUGUGCAGCAGCUUCGCAAGUGAACCACAAAAAAGAGGGUUCUGAAGCGAAGUCGGACGCUCCCGUACAGUCCAAAAUAGUCAUGUCCAGUCCGUUAGGUGUUGUCAAUUCCGUAAUAAACUCUGUUUCCUCUCCCUCUGCCGUUUCCAACAUAGCAGCGGCGACUACUGCAAGUCAUGUCAUGGCAAAGCCUGCUGUCAAUGUUGUUGGACAAACAACAACUGUUGGAAUGGUAAGGCCAGCGUCACCGGCUGUGGCCACAGCUAUACAGCCUCUGCUUCGACCGGGAGUCCCAGCGGCUCAAAGGACUGUAGCCCCACAGCUGAUUGUCAGACCCCCCCAACAACCACAGACGACCAUUCAACUGCCUCCUGGGUUUACCAUCCCACCGGGAAUGGUGUUGGUGCGCACUGAGAUGGGUCAGCUGGUGAUGGUCCCACAGCAGGCCCUUGCCCAGGCACAGGCCCAAGCCCAGACCCAGGCCCAGAACAACAUCUCCCCCCGAACUGCCACCCCCACUGCAGGGGCCACCUUCAGAGCAACGACCCUACAGAAGGGCCCCAUGGCGCCGGCUGUGGCAGUGACGGCUCCCCAACAGGCCCCCGUGGUAAUGGCCCCCCAGGUCCAGGCUGGGGCCCAGGCUGCCUCACAGCCAGCCCUGCCCCCACAGACCAGCGUCCCUGUAGUCUCAGGAGCCUCUGUCAUCUCCCAGGAGAUGCAGGAGAAUGUGAAGAAGUGUAAGAACUUCUUGGCCACCCUGAUAAAGCUGGCUUCCCACAACUCUCCAUCACCUGAGACCUCCAAAAAUGUCAAGUCACUGGUCCAGGAUCUACUGGAUGCUAAGAUUGAGCCUGAGGAGUUCACCAACAGACUGCAGUCAGAGCUCAAGUCGUCUCCUCAGCCCUACCUGGUCCCCUUCCUCAAGAAAAGCCUCCCGGCCCUGCGGCUGUCUCUGCUCAACAUUCAGCAUUCCCUGAUCCAGCCUCUGCCGCAGGCCAAAGCCACCCCCACCCCCACCACAGGCACCAGCUCUGCCAUCAUGGCCGUCCCAGCUGUCCGCGGCCGCCUCCCCAGCAGCGUCAGCACCACGGGGACCAGUGUCGGGGCCCAGGGACACACAGCUGCCCUGGGUAUCAAGCAAGCGGGAACCUCUGGUUGCCAGGUCAGGAUGCCCAUGUUGAUCACACCAUUAAGAACACAAGGCACUGUCAGCAAGGGAGCCAUGUUCCAAGCAGGCAAAAGUCCUGUGGGUUUUGCUGUUAAGGGCUCUGGAAAUCAGAAAAACAAGCUGAACGAUCCCGGAGGCGGUUCUUUCAGGGAUGAUGAUGACAUUAACGAUGUGGCGUCCAUGGCGGGGGUGAACCUGAAUGAAGAGAGCGCUCGUAUCCUGGCAACCAACUCUGAGCUGGUGGGGACACACAUCCGCUCCUGUAAAGAUGAGGCCUUCCUUCACUCGGGCCUGUUACACAGACGCAUCCUGGAGACAGCUAAGAAGUUUGGCGUGUCAGAGGUUCCUAUGGAGGCUGUGAACUUCAUCUCCCACGCUACCCAGUCCCGACUCCGCACUGUGCUGGAGAAGGUCUCCUCCAUCGCACAGCACAGGAUGGACGGUGGUAAAGAUGAGGAGUGGUUUGAGCAGUCGGCAGACGUGCGGUCGCAGCUAAAGUUCUUUGAGCAGCUGGAGAGGAUAGAGAAGCAGAGGAAGGAUGAACAGGAGAGAGAGAUCCUACUUAAAGCAGCUAAAAGUCGCUCCAGGCAAGAGGACCCAGAGCAGGCUCGACUGAAACAAAAAGCUAAGGAGAUGCAGCAACAGGAAAUGGCCCUGGUGAGGCAACGAGACGCGAACCUGACCGCGCUAGCUGCCAUCGGACCUCGGAAGAAACGCAAGAUGGACUCGCCAGGGGCCACGCCGUCAGGGACCGAGGUAUCAGGCAGCUCAGUGGGGUCGCCGGGCGCCGCCUCCUCCCCCUCCACGUCGUCACAGCGGCAACGUCAACGCAUCACCCGCGUCAACCUCAGGGACUUCAUCUUCUACAUGGAGCAGGAGAGAGAGACAGCCCACUCACUUCUGCUCUACCGGGCUCUGCUCAAGUAGCACCCUCCUCUCUCUCCCAGCACCCUCCUCUCUCUCCCUUACCAUCUCCUUCUACCCCUGCAACGUGCCUUCAAUCGGGUCAGAUGUUUCAGCUCAGUGUCUGUUGUGAUGUUGAUAUUAACGUGGCUUUUGAUAUGAAGGCGAGAGAAAAAACUCACUAAAAUAUAUUGUAUGUGUCUUUAUCUGUUUUACACUGAGUACCAAACAUUAAGAACACCUUCCUAAUAUUUCCCUUUUGCCCCCAGAACAGCCUCAGUUCGUCGGGGCAUUGACUCUACAAGGUGUCGAAAGUGUUCGACAGGGAUGCUGGCCCAUGUUGACUCCAAUGCUUCCCACAGUUGUCAAGUUGGCUGGAUUUCCUUUGGGUGGUGGACCAUUCUUGAUACACACGGGAAACUGUUGAGCGUGAAAAACCCAGCAGUGUUGCAGUUCUUGACACAAACCGCUGCGCCUGGCACCUACUGCCAUACCCCGUUCAAAGGCAUUUAAAUCUUUUGUCUUGACCAUUCACCCUCUGAAUGGCACACAUAUGCAAUCCAUGAUUCAGAAAUCCUUCUUUAACCAGUCUCCUCCCCUUCAUCUAAACUGAUUAAAGUGGAUUUAACAGGUGACAUCAAUAAGGGAUCAUAGCUUUCACCUGCAGUCUCCUGGUCAGUCUAUGUCAUGGAAAGAGCAGGUGUCCUUAAUGUUUUGUACACUCAGUGUAUAUGUAUUUAGAGUGUUGACUUUAAGGCCAUGGUGAUGCAAACUCCUUGGGUAUUAUUGGGAUUAGGUUUUUAAGGAGAAAUGUGUUUUUGUGUCUAAGGACCUGAGCCAGUACUUUUUCCAUGUCAGUUGUACAUUUGAUGUCCCAGACGAAAUACUGAAUGAACCAUCUCAAAGUGAUUUUCUUUAAAAAAAAUCAUAUUCUGAACUUAAUACAGCCUACAAUAUUCUCUAGAAUGUAUUUGUUGAACAAAGUUCAGUGAAUAUGGUCACACAAAACUAACAUGUCAUAGAGUGGUCUGAUUCUUUAUACCAGAAACUUACCAGAGCAGCUUUUUGGAAAGUUUAUCUUCAGAAAAUGGAUUACAGCAUAACAGAAAUCAAGCUCUUUAAAUGUAAAUAGUAAUUUUGAAUACUUUUCAACAGCAUGUAUGAUAUUUUUACCACAUGUAAUGUUAAUGACUCAAUACUGAGAUUUUCUGUAAAAUCAUGUGCAUUGAAAUUUGUUAUGAUUAGAAUGUUAUUUUGUUUGGAUCCCCAUUAGCUGACACCAUGACGACAGCUAGUCUACCUGGGGUCCAACACAUCCAAGACAUUACAGACAAAAAUAGUUUGUAAUUUACAUACAGUACACUUAAAAAACAUGAACAAAUGGAAAAUACCUGAAAGGUAACAUUUAACUGUCAAUAAGCAAAUUGUAUUCUUUGUAUUCUUUCACUUUAUAAACUUUAUUUCAAUACAAUGCAGAUAGUCUUAUCCAAUCCAACAGGUCAAUAAUGUAACAAUGGUCAGAGUUACCACAGUCCACUAAUAUGGUGGAUUCUGGCCAGUCAUCCUCAUUGACCAAGGCUCAGUAGUCUCUCUCUGUACCACAUUUAUGGAGAGAUUCUUUUUUUCUAAAUGUCCCUGUAGAAUGUAGACGUUGCCCAUCUGUCUCAUUGUUUGGGCCCAUUUCCACAAUACUUUAGGUUGUCUGAAGAACCUAUUCUGUGAAGCCAGGUCCAUACCCUCAGCAGACGCCCAGAGUGCAGUCUGGUCGUUCGACAAGCAGCUCUUAUCUUAGGGUUUCCUCUGUUUCACUUCAAGACUAUUAACAACACAUAUCAGACGUGUGAGCAGCUGGACAGUUGUUGAAGUAGAGUUUUGAGAAUUCUUCCUUUAAGCCUAAUAUUGACAUUGCAAUGUUUUUAGAGUUGUAUGUUUUUAUGUUCUCUCUGGAACGAGAGAUGGGAGGCGACUGCCUCUCUGUCAGUAGCUCUACAUCCUUGUCAUUAGGGUCCAACUCUGCAAGGCCUCAGUGUUGUCACCUGUUUCUGACCAUCCUCUUAUUAACAUGGCCUUUCUCUUAUUGGUUGGUUGUGAAUAGCCUCUAUGCAGCUUGUCUUGUGUCGCUUUGUCAUUUAUUUGUUGAAUGGGCAACAUUUGAAAUGAAUGUUCAUUGCGGUUCUUUCUAACAGCACUAUUAUAUACAGUUUUUUUAUUACUUAUACAAUGAGAAAAAAACAGAACGCUGUGUUACCAAUGUAUAGAAAGAAAUAGUUCCUGUUUCAUAAGCAUCAAACAGUAUUGUCAGUUGGUGUUGAAAGGGAAACGUAUUUUUUAACUAUUUAUAUAUUUUUCUUUUGAGUUAUUUUUUCAUUGGCAUUUCAUUUGCCACAUUUUAGGCAAUGCAAUUUUAUCUCACAAGUACUUAUAGUUGAAAAAAAAUUAAAUUUAAAAGCACAAAAAUACCUAUUUGUUCAGUGGUUAUUAAUAUUUUAAUAAUUAUUUGUAUGAUUUCUGAUAAAUUAACAGGAGAACAUUUCUACUACUUCAGCUUUUUAGCCAAAAUAUAAGGAUUACUGAUGUACCCCGUUGGAAGAUGUUUUAAUGUAUGGAUCAUUUGUAAAUAUUGUUUACAGGACCAUGUGUUUAUUAGGACUAUGUUAUUUUUGGUAAACUCUGUACAUAUCCUGAAAAUGUCCUGUUUGUGUGAAAAACAUACUUCUGUAUUUGUACCUAUUUUGUAAAGGAAUAAAUAAACUGUUUACUAAACUAA
Messenger RNA from Oncorhynchus masou masou (cherry salmon), 5741 nucleotides. Its product is annotated as transcription initiation factor TFIID subunit 4-like. Gene Ontology annotation, molecular function: DNA binding; RNA polymerase II general transcription initiation factor activity; protein heterodimerization activity. Gene Ontology annotation, cellular component: transcription factor TFIID complex. Gene Ontology annotation, biological process: DNA-templated transcription; transcription initiation at RNA polymerase II promoter. Lineage: Eukaryota; Metazoa; Chordata; Actinopteri; Salmoniformes; Salmonidae. The coding region runs from base 14 to 2998 and encodes 994 amino acids. The record is from RefSeq and is a predicted model, not a curated record. The transcript has 14 exons.